AGAAAUUAUUUCUGCAGGUUUGUUUAUUUUUUACAAUUUUACAAAAGGUAAAAUUGAUCUUUGCUUCCUAUAAAUUUUCUUUUUUAUCGGUAUCUUUGUUUUGGAUAUUACCAGCAUUCUGUCUCAAUGGAGGCUGAAGAUGAAGGACUCAUCGCAAGAUUUUAUUGUGAAAGUUACUAAGGAAAGCUAUCUUACCUCCUGAUUUUGAACUAGCCAUUCAGGUUUGUUGGGUUUCCAGAGAGGAUCGACUGAGCAAGAAGAAGCGGGCUUCCUGCGCUGUUUUUUUUUCCGGGAUGCAAACUAAACACUUUAAUGAGCUUUUCAGAGUGAUGAAAGAUGUCGCUCCUGUUGUCACCAGUGGAGCUCUCGUAGUGGCCCUUUUCUCCUGCGUUUUGUUUGGCAUCCGAACCUACCUCAGCCUGCCUGAGGAGAGCCUCAGCAUCGGAGCAACAGUUUUCCAAAGCGGCCACAUCCACCGCCUCUUUCUGUUCCCCUUUCACCACCGAAGCCUCCCUCAGCUCCUGCUGAGCAUCACUGCUCUGCUGUUUCUGACUGGCAGUGUGGAGAAAGGCUUCGGCACGGUUCGCUUCCUGUUCAUCUUCCUCCUGCUCGCCUCCACUACUGGUGUGAUUUACAGUUUCUUGGAUCUUCUGCAGGAUGCCAGCCAGCACACAGAGGGUCUGCUCCCAGUGGUCUUGGCCUGUGUGGCUCUGACCACCUUACACACUAAGAUGACCAAAGGUUUCCUCUGUGGGGUUAGUUUUCCUGCAGUUGCCCUCCCCUGGGUGCUCCUCAUCAUCUGCACAGCCCUCAUCCCUCGCAGUGUGCUUCUCUGCAAUGUUAUUGCCAUACUGAUCGGCUGGGUGCAUGGCAAAGGCUGGCUGUCUCCUGUGGACAUGUCUGAGUCCAGGGCUGCAGUUCUGGAGAAGACUCUGCUGUUUAAGUUGCUGAGGAGCAUCAGCGGUGUCAUGUUCAUCCCUGCGUCCUCGCAGGAGAGGAGGAAGACCCUGCUUCCACAAAUAAAUCCCACUCCUGGAUCGUACCCGGUUCAAGCUUAUGCACUGCUGCCCAGCACUACCACCACUCACACCCCAGCUACAAUCUAUGAGGGCUGGCCACACUCAGCCAGCUUGACACCACCUCAACAUCCUCAUGGACACAUUUCAUCAAACAGCGUUGGACACAAUCAUGGACAUUUCUCAGAUCAAAUUGUGGGACAUAGUUGUAACCAUGGCCACAGUCAUAGUCAUGGACCUAUGAAGUAGUUGUGUUUUUUUUUUUAUUUGAUUGCUUAACGAGUCCUCUCACUUCUUUGUGUUUCAUUCUUAGAUGUUACAGCAUCCAAAGUGAAGGACUUGGUAAAUGCGGUUAUAAUUUUAAUAUUUUAUACCUUUUUUAAAUGUGGCAUUUCUUUGUAAAACAUUUUUUGUUUUUGUUUUGUUUUAGAACUUUUUAUACUUCCAGUAAUAAAUGUAUAUUUCAAAAGGCCUCUAGUUGUAAAUGUGAUCAGAUAUCUAAUUAAAAGUAUCAGGCUGUAAUUACAGCAACAGGGCAGUUAAAUUUAUCAAGGUUUUAAAAUGUCAUGGUUUCAAAACCACUAAAAUUAUCCAUGAAAAUAAAAUAAAAUCUUUUUAGGGAAAUACAAGAGAAAGUGUCAGUGACCAGACUUAUGGGUGGGCAAUAUGGAAUUUCAUCAUGAUAUUUUGUGAUACUACUGUGAAAAUAAUGAUUAAAAAAACUACAUUUUUAGGUCACUAUACCGCAGUGACUGCAUGGCGCAGCAUAGCAGCACAAACACAUACUUUUCUUUGACAUAGGCUUCUUUAGAAUUCCACUUAAAGAAGUGAGAUGCACAUAGUAGCUCCAUUUACCUAUAUGUUUGAAAUUACUGAUACUUAUUGACACUCUUGUGGAAAAAAACUGAAAAAAUUGUGAAAUCAACAUGUACUGUAGAUCAGUUUUUUAACAAAAUUAAAACUUGUGAAAAAUACAUUUUAUUAGCACUGUAUUAAAAGUAUAGCUGGUAAGCUGCUGUUUUCAAACAGCUGAAAAUCAUUCGC
This is a messenger RNA of Xiphophorus maculatus (southern platyfish), 2060 nucleotides long. RefSeq names its product rhomboid domain containing 2 (gene rhbdd2). NCBI's taxonomy places the organism in Eukaryota, Metazoa, Chordata, Actinopteri, Cyprinodontiformes, Poeciliidae. Gene Ontology annotation, molecular function: serine-type endopeptidase activity. Gene Ontology annotation, cellular component: membrane. The record is from RefSeq and is a predicted model, not a curated record. The transcript is spliced from 2 exons. Bases 294 to 1265 code for a protein of 323 amino acids.